This is a messenger RNA of Siniperca chuatsi (mandarin fish), 3041 nucleotides long. It is a transcript of the gene elovl8a, whose product is annotated as ELOVL fatty acid elongase 8a. The record is from RefSeq and is a predicted model, not a curated record. Lineage: Eukaryota; Metazoa; Chordata; Actinopteri; Centrarchiformes; Sinipercidae. The transcript is spliced from 8 exons. The coding region runs from base 120 to 932 and encodes 270 amino acids. Gene Ontology annotation, cellular component: endoplasmic reticulum membrane. Gene Ontology annotation, molecular function: fatty acid elongase activity. Gene Ontology annotation, biological process: fatty acid elongation, monounsaturated fatty acid; very long-chain fatty acid biosynthetic process; fatty acid elongation, polyunsaturated fatty acid.
CGCAUGCACAUAGGGAGAACAGGUGGAUUACCUCAGUGCUGCUAAACACAUGGCUGAGAUGCAGCAUGCUUUGACUGAGGAGAGCUGAGGAGGAACAAUCAUUAAUAGCCACCAUCAGAAUGAAGGGUUAUCGGGCUCUCACUAUGUGGCAGAAAUUGAAAUUAUUUUACCAAGGGAUUCUGGAAAAUGGAGACAAGAGGACAGACAAUUGGCUGCUGGUCUACUCUCCUGUGCCAAUCAGCUGUAUCUUUCUGUGCUACCUGGUCAUUAUUUGGGUGGGGCCAAAGCUGAUGGCAAAAAGGCAGCCAGUCAACCUUAAAACCGUCCUGAUAGUUUACAACUUUGCCAUGGUCUGCCUGUCUGCAUACAUGUUCUAUGAGUUCACAGCCUCUUCCUGGUUGGCCAGAUACAGUCUGCUGUGCCAGCCAGUCGACUACAGUGACAACCCACUGGCCAUGAGGAUGGCCAGAGUGUGCUGGUGGUUCUUCUUCUCCAAAGUUAUAGAGCUCAGUGACACUAUAUUUUUCAUCCUGAGGAAGAAGAACAGUCAGCUGACCUUCCUCCAUGUCUACCAUCAUGCCACCAUGAUCUUCAACUGGUGGGCCGGGGUUAAAUAUGUGGCCGGUGGCCAGUCUUUUCUGAUUGGUCUGACCAACUCCCUGGUCCAUGUAGUGAUGUAUCUGUACUACGGACUGGCAGGUUUGGGGCCGAGCAUGUCCAAAUACCUCUGGUGGAAACGCUACCUCACCUCCCUGCAGCUGCUCCAGUUUUUCAUAUUUACCAUCCACACCACUUACAACCUGUUUGCUGACUGUGACUUCCCUGACUCCAUGAACGUGGUUGUGCUGGCCUACUCUCUCAGCCUCAUCGCUCUCUUCAGUAACUUCUACUACCAAACCUACCUCGCCAAGAAGAAGAGCAAGAAGACGUAGGGAGAGAGGCAGAGAAAGAAAUCAGGUGUAUAUGAAGGGUAUGAGGAAAGAGAGAAAAGAGCUGAGAUGAAAGGAUUUGGAAACCGGAAGGUAGUACAGAAAGAAACAGAGAGAUGACAGAGGGGAUAUAAAAAGCAAUUCCUGCUUGUUUGUUAUGUUAAUUACUUGUUAUGGUGAUUACAGCUUUUUUUCUUAAAUGUACAAGUACAUUAACAUGUGUAUGAAAACCUAUAUAAUAACAACUGAAAAAAGAGAAGUGCAGCAUAUUCAUGUUUGUAACAAAAUUUCAUGUGUUUUUUUGUUACAAACAUAUAAAUGAAUUAUAUAUUUGUGCCUUACACACAUACACGUACAGAUAUUUACUGUACUUAUGAGGGUCCUCCAUUUACCUCCAUUCAUUGAUCUCUUCUGGUCAAUAAUCCAGUACAAAACCACAAACACACUCAACGCACAUUAACCCUUGUUUCAUCACGUCCUUCCCCCAGCUGCUAAUAGAUCUAAUCUAAUCAUCCUUUGAGUCGCUUUAUUCUUCUCUUACACCCAUUGGCUGGCAGUCACAGCCAAUCUACUUUUGGCUGCCAUUAGCUCUGUAUCCCGCACUCUCCAUCUAUUCCCCCUCUUUUUUAGACCCCCUCCCCAGUUUCUAGCAUUUAAUCCCUCUUACCAACAGGGAAACCCCAGCCCACCCCACAAUCCCCCCCGGCUCCAUCUGUCAUGAUGUAGAAGUAUAAUUGCCUGAGACAAGCGAGCCCAUCCACUCCCCCUUGUGGACAGAAAUGAAAGAACUAUUAGAGGAGUAAAUUAAUUAACCAUAUCCACUUCCCUUGCAUUAUAUUUCUCCUGCCAUCAUCACUUAUUCCCAUUCUGUUCACUAUCUAUUUCUCUACUUUUAUUUUCAGCAGCAUAUUGGUUUUGACUGUCCUGGACAAAAUAGCAGCACCGCAUGAAAAAGCACUUUGAAGUGACUAAAUCAAAGUUACAGAGGCAGCUACUCGGGCGAGUCAUUUUAAUACCCAUCAGCACAAUGUGGCAACUCUACAAAGUUCAGAGAAUUACCCCUUUACAUUUGAGUUUUUCAAAAUAACAUUAAACAACCUACAAAGAAAACAGAAGCCAAACUUGUUGUUAAUAUUUUGAUAUGGCAAGGUAUCACUUGGUAAAACGAAAACACAAUGACAAAGUCUACAUGCCAGGACAUUGGUGCAUUCAAAACUGACAACUGAAUUAACUCACAACUUCUUAGACACUUGAAAAGGGGGUAUUUUUAAAUGUUACAGCAGGAAAAGCACAUGUGUAACUAAUAACAUGAAUGAUGACAGCAUGCCAGUAAUGUGCUUCAGUUCCAGGGCUCUGCACGCUUGCUCAUAGGCAUGGCUUACUGGACACCUAAAUGCAAUGGGGACAUAGUUAAUGUUAUUAGUUACACCUGUGCUUUUCCUGUUAUAACAACUCAAAAUGUCUGACAUAAAAAGGCUCUAUUGUGAACUUUAAAUAGGUAUACUGUAAACAGACUGCAAUUCAAAGUCUAUUUGCAUCAAAGUAACAUAAAUAUCUAAGAGCACAGACCAGUGAAUUAAUUAUUAUGGUCUUAUGAGACAUCUCGACCCUCUUUCCUACAAUCAGAUAAGCUUGUGUUUGGAGAAAGCCAAAUUAACUCUUCACUGUUAAACAUGGUGGUAGAAUUUGGAAGCCAUCUUUUGUGAGUCAUUAUAACAGCUGAUUUCUUGGUUUUAUAAUGUUGAAAGAAUAUGUGACUGUUUUAAAGCUGCCCAUGCCCCUGCUGAGCAAGUUCGAGAUUACAGCAACUCUUUCCUUUCUCCAAUCAGCGGAUGGAAAAGUUGCUGAGGCUUUAUGGGAAGUACACCAGAUAUUCAACCCAUUCAUCCAUCAAAUCAGGCUUUGCGUCUUGAGGAAACAUGCAGUUGUACACUCACUUCAAGAUAGCAAGACGAGAAGGAUCAAACGUACAAAUGAUCUUAGCCUGUGUUCUGACAGACACAGGUACUCAAACUGGACUUCCUGGAUUGUUUUUUUUUGUUUUAAAUUGGCUUUGCUAGUGUUUAAUGAAUUUGUUACGUCUCAAGGAUAAACAGUUUGGUGAGAAAACUA